AUGGCAGAUGCCGCAUCUUUUGGGGGGCUCUGUCCCGCCGAAAAUAUGUACCUGCCCUACAACCCUCGUGGCAUCACCCACCUAAACCUGCUCCCCGGCAGCCUCAAACUUGGCGUGGCACAAGGAGAGUGCGAAAACAGCAGAGAAAACCGGUUUGGCGAAGCACAAGAGGCGGGAUGUGCAGGCCUGCAUCAGAAAGGGGUGCCUAUAGAGCCAGCA
Pelobates cultripes (western spadefoot toad) is the source of this 219-nucleotide messenger RNA. The record is from the annotation of a GenBank genome assembly. Lineage: Eukaryota; Metazoa; Chordata; Amphibia; Anura; Pelobatidae.